Metarhizium album ARSEF 1941 is the source of this 1122-nucleotide messenger RNA. RefSeq names its product Pirin. Bases 1 to 1122 code for a protein of 373 amino acids. The transcript is spliced from 2 exons. Lineage: Eukaryota; Fungi; Ascomycota; Sordariomycetes; Hypocreales; Clavicipitaceae. The record is from RefSeq and is a predicted model, not a curated record.
AUGCAUCCAUCCCAGGCAAAACUGCCUAUAAAGAGCCGCACCCGCAGCCGCCCGCGCCCCCGCCACCAAGGCACCAAGUACUACUUGCAAAACACGCUCAUCGCGGCAGUCACAGCAGGCCUGGCCGCCGCCAUCCUCGCCAUCUACCGCACCGCAGCGGCCACGACCACGACCACGACCACGACAGCGACAGCGACAGCCCCCCCCGAGAUGGCGCCGGUCCCUCGAGCCAUCCGCAAGGCCUUCCUGGCCGCCGAGCAGUCCGAGGGCGCGGGCGCGCGCGUCCGCCGCUCCAUCGGCACCCCGCAGCUGCGCAACCUCUCGCCCUUCCUGAUGCUCGACCACUUCCGCGUCUCCCCCGGCGCCGGCUUCCCCGACCACCCCCACCGCGGCCAGGAGACAAUCACCUACCUGCUCGAGGGCGUCACCGACCACGAGGACUUCGCCGGCAACCGCGGCACCCUCUACCCCGGCGACCUGCAGUUCAUGACGGCCGGCCGCGGCAUCGUCCACGCCGAGAUGCCCCGCGACACGGGCGACGGCAAGCCCAACGUCGGCCUCCAGCUGUGGGUCGACCUGCCCGAGCGCCUCAAGUCCUGCGCCCCGCGGUACCGCGACCUGCGCGCCGCCGACGUCCCCGCCGUCGACGUCGACGCCGGCAGGGCCACCGUCAGGGUCAUCUCCGGCCAGAGCCACGGCGUCGACUCGGUCAAGGACCUCGCCUACACCCCCGUCUGGAUCCUCGACCUGACCCUGCGCCCGGGCGCCCGCGUCACCCAGCCCCUGCCCGAGGGCUGGAACGCCUUCGCCUACGUCCUCGACGGGUCCGCCUGGUUCGGGCUGGGCCGCGACCGCACCCACGUUCACCAGUUCCACAACGUCGUCUUUGAGCAGCACGGCGACGUCGUCCACGUCGAGACUGACGCUGAUGCCACAAAGGACACGCGGCUUGUCAUCAUUGCCGGCACGCCUCUCGACCAACAAGUCGUGCAGUACGGGCCAUUCGUCCUCAGCUCAAAAGAGGGUGUGUACCAGGCGUUGCACGAUUACCAAACCUUCUCCAAUGGCUUCGAGAGGGCAAAGAAUUGGAAGAGCGAAAUUGGCAAGCCUUUGAUGCGGUAA